UAUGGCAAGCUAAUUGGAAUUCAAUCUUAAUCAAAUUCAAGUUGAUUUUAUUUUAAGUAAAAUGCCAAAAGGGUAUUCUCUUUUGCAAUCUAAUCUCUUAAAAUCACGUGAAUAAAGAGUGGUAAAAUUUCCCUCCUUAUUAAUUGUAUAGCCUAAAAAGGUUAAUAAAUAUGAUGCAUCAUUCCAAAGCAAUAAAUAAGAAGUAGUUGAAGAUAAAAGCAAGAGAUCUCAAAGAAUAGUUCCAAUUUAAAAAGAAUAAGUCAAAAUUCCAUUAGAUGAUAAUUGCAAGAAGGGAUUAUAACUUCUUUAAAAAUUCAAAUCCCAUCCAGCAUUUAAUGAGAUUAAUGCUUCUGGGUAUUUAAAUAUCGAUAAAAUUGAAGCUUCCUUCAAAUAGGAGGGUAUUACUUACUUGUAAAUUAAAAGGUAAUUUGAUGAAUCUUUGGAAUCAAAUUAGAAUUGCAUUACAAAAACUAACUUAAUCUGUUUCAUCCACCCAAAUGCAAGAUUAAGUUACAUUAUUAGAAAAUCAUUUUUAUCAUGUAUUUAAACCAAUCUAAAAUGAAUAAAAAUAAAUAUCAACAUCUACAAAGUAUAUCUUUUAUAAUAAUAUAUUUAGAAAUAUCCCAAUCACUAACAAAGUCAUUUCCAAUAAAGUGAAAGAACCUUAAUCUUAAAAAAAAUAAGAUACUCAUAUUUCAUUUGAAGAAAAAAGAUAAUUAGGACAACAUAUAAGAGAAUUACCUAAAGAGCAUUUGAAGGGAGUUUGGGAAAUAGUGUAGUAAAGUGUUUAAAAUCAAGAAGCUGAAGAAUUAGAAUUUGAUAUUGAUCAAUUGCCAGCCAAAGUUAUCCGUAAAUUAUAAGAAUUUGUUCAAUCCAAAUUGUAUCAUAUCAUAAUUUAAUAAAAAAAUAGAAAAACAAAAAAAGUUAAGGUUGAUCCUUCAAUCAACUACAGUUCAUAAAAAUCCAACAACUAAGAAGAUAGUUCUUUUCCCUCUGAGUCCUCUGAUUGAG
Paramecium pentaurelia is the source of this 1011-nucleotide messenger RNA. Lineage: Eukaryota; Ciliophora; Oligohymenophorea; Peniculida; Parameciidae. The record is from the annotation of a GenBank genome assembly.